UGUUUGUCCUCUCGUAAAUAUGACCAAAAAGAAGAAAAAUUCUCUUACUCCUCUAAACAACGACAAUAAUGCUCCAUGUAGGCACUACUAGGCCAUCAACAACUGUCAAAACCACAAGAAAAUCACGACUCAUCAUAAGUUAUACGACAUCCAUAUUUCAUACAAACCAUAUACUUAUAUAGUAGUAUAAAACUCUGUUAAUUCCAUUUUUCCUACUACAUAAACAUACAUAAACUUGUAUUCUAAGAAACAAUUUCAAGUGCAAUAUAAUGGAAAGUCAUAUUAGUAAGAGCAAAAAUAGAUGGAUAGCAACAGCUGCUAGUAUAUGGAUACAAGCAAUAAUUGGUGCUUCCUACACUUUCAGCAUAUAUUCACCUAUACUAAAAUCCUCACAAUCCUAUGAUCAAUCCACCCUUGACACUGUCUCGGUGUUCAAAGAUAUUGGCUCUAACGCCGGUGUUUUAUCCGGCCUCCUCUACACCGCCGUCUCCUCAGGGCACAACCGAUAUGGUGUGCCGUGGGUGGUUCAUGUGGUGGGGGCUGUCGAGGGAUUCUUGGGUUACUUCUUCAUUUGGCUAGCUGUGGUUGGACUCAUACCUCCACUGCCUGUGCCUCUUAUGUGUGUUUUUAUGUUCCUUGCUGCUCAUUCUCAAACGUACUUCAAUACUUGGAAUGUUGUAACUUGCGUCCAGAAUUUCCCUGACUAUAGUGGGACUGUGGUAGGGCUUAUGAAGGGUUUUCUAGGACUAAGUGGAGCAAUCUUAAUCCAAGUAUAUAAAGCCUUUUUCAAGGGAAAUCCAAGCACAUACAUACUUAUGCUUGCAUUAUUACCAAGUAUAGUAUCAUUAUCAUUAAUGUAUUUGGUGACACUAUGCCCUGAUAAAACAUCAGAGGACAAAAACCACCUUAAUGCUAUGUCCAUAGUUUCAAUACUUCUUGCUGCAUAUCUUAUGAUCAUCCUCAUUCUAGAAGACAUUAUUGUCUUCCCUGAAUGGGCACGCCUCCUCACAUUUCUAACUCUCCUACUCUUCCUCUCGUUACCUCUAAAAAUCGCUUCAGAAGCUAAAAACAAAGAAAAACCUCAUCCAAUCGAAAAAUCCGAACCAUUAUUACUCUACGAUGAAUAUGGUGAUUUAGACGAUGAGCCAUCUCAGGAAAGUAUGAAUCUCAUGGAAGCUGCGAAAAGCUUAAACUUCUGGCUACUCUUUGUUACUAUGUUAUGUGGGAUGGGAUCAGGGCUCGCAACCAUUAACAAUAUGAGCCAGUUAGGCCAAUCACUCGGGUAUAACACGAGUAAGGUCAACACGUUGGUUUCAUUAUGGUCGAUAUGGAAUUUCUUUGGUCGUUUUGGAGCAGGUUACAUAUCGGAUUUCUUACUACGUCAAAAAGGAUUGUCAAGGCCGUUUGUGAUGGCAAUCGCACUAGCAGCUAUGACAGUAGGACAUGUGAUAAUUGGUACCGGGUUUGUUGGAAAUUUGUACAUAGGAACAAUCUUGGUAGGGAUAUGUUAUGGAGCACAAUGGAGUUUAAUGCCUACUAUAACUUCAGAAAUUUUCGGUGUUUUGCAUAUGGGAACUAUCUAUAAUGCAAUUGCAAUAGCAAAUCCGUUGGGAACUUAUGUUUUAUCUGUUUGGGUAAUUGGGCAUAUAUAUGAUAAAGAAGCAGGGGAAGGUCAUAAUUCUUGUUUUGGGGUUCAUUGCUUUAUGCUGUCCUUUUUUAUCUUGGCUUUUGUUAGUUUUAUGGGCUUUCUUGUUGCCCUUAUAUUGUUCUUCAGAACAAGAGUGUUUUAUAGGUGUGUUGUGCUAAGAAGAUUGUGUUAUUCUCUAAAAAGGUAGGGGAAGUUUGUUAAGGACUCACAAAUUCAAUACGCAUUAUUUGUAUGAUAGUGUUUUUUUUUAUUGUUGAA
Messenger RNA from Beta vulgaris subsp. vulgaris (sugar beet), 1906 nucleotides. RefSeq lists its product as hypothetical. The record is from RefSeq and is a predicted model, not a curated record. The transcript is spliced from 2 exons. Gene Ontology annotation, biological process: transmembrane transport. Lineage: Eukaryota; Viridiplantae; Streptophyta; Magnoliopsida; Caryophyllales; Amaranthaceae. Gene Ontology annotation, cellular component: membrane. Gene Ontology annotation, molecular function: transmembrane transporter activity. Bases 270 to 1835 code for a protein of 521 amino acids.